AUGUUCCUGCUGGAGCUGAAGGUACCGGAGGUGCUGGAGCUGCUGGUCCUAGAGUUGCUCGUACUAGGGGUACUAGAGCUGCCGGGGCUGGUGGUGUUGGGGGCGCUGGAGCUGGAGCUGGAGACCCUGGCGCUGGAGGCGCUGGAGCUGGAGGCACUGGCGCUGGCGGUGCUGGAGCUGGAGAGGCUGGAGCUGGAUACCUUGGCGCUGGAGGCGCUGGAGCUGGAGGCACUGGAGUAG
Closterium sp. Naga37s-1 is the source of this 240-nucleotide messenger RNA. NCBI's taxonomy places the organism in Eukaryota, Viridiplantae, Streptophyta, Zygnematophyceae, Desmidiales, Closteriaceae. The record is from the annotation of a GenBank genome assembly.